AUGGGCGGUGCUGCCCCUGUGGCAAUGAUUUGCUUGGAUCCACAGGUCUUGGAGUAUGGCCGCGAACUCAUCGACAAGAAGGACCUUCAUGGAUUAUUAUCGUCUGAUGUAAAAACCUUUUUGUCAAGGGCUUUUCAGACACCAGCCGCGCCACACGCGCCACACGCGAUACCUGCCAUUCUUUGCCAUGAGUCCGUUGAGGAGUCGGCUGGCCGGAUCUCUUUGCGCCAGGCGCUAGAGGAUAUACUUCAAGGCCACUGA
Molecule: messenger RNA, 261 nt
Organism: Cladocopium goreaui
Lineage: Eukaryota; Dinophyceae; Suessiales; Symbiodiniaceae
Source: the annotation of a GenBank genome assembly